Ascochyta rabiei is the source of this 1818-nucleotide messenger RNA. Its product is annotated as Dihydroxy-acid dehydratase. Gene Ontology annotation, molecular function: dihydroxy-acid dehydratase activity. The record is from RefSeq and is a predicted model, not a curated record. Gene Ontology annotation, cellular component: mitochondrion. The transcript has 6 exons. NCBI's taxonomy places the organism in Eukaryota, Fungi, Ascomycota, Dothideomycetes, Pleosporales, Didymellaceae. The coding region runs from base 1 to 1818 and encodes 605 amino acids. Gene Ontology annotation, biological process: branched-chain amino acid biosynthetic process.
AUGGAUCCCAAGAACCUCGAGAAGCAGCGUGAGCCAGAGGAGCCGCGCUUCCUCAGCUUCCCACACCUGCCUGAAGGCGCAAAGCAGGAAGAUGGCACACCGGCGCUGAACAGAUGGUCGUCCACCCUAACCACCGGCCACAACUUCCCAGGAGCCCAGGCUAUGCUGUACGCAGCUGGUGUCCCGAACAAGGAAGCCAUGAAGACGUACCCUCAAGUUGGCAUUGCAAGUGUGUGGUGGGAGGGCAAUCCAUGCAACACGCACUUGCUCGGAUUGGGCAAGGAGAUCAAGAAGCACAUUGAGCAGGACAAGAUGCUUGCAUGGCAGUACAACACUGUGGGCGUAUCUGACGGCAUCACAAUGGGUGGAGAAGGCAUGCGUUUCUCCCUCCAAACCCGUGAGAUAAUAGCAGACAGCAUCGAGACCGUCACUUGCGCCCAGCACCACGAUGCCUGCAUUGCGCUGCCCGGGUGCGACAAGAACAUGCCCGGUGUGAUUAUGGCAUUCGCUCGACACAACCGGCCCUCAAUCAUGGUGUACGGCGGUUCCAUCAUGCCCGGCUACUCAGAAACGCUGAGGAGACCAAUCAACAUCUCGACGUGUUACGAGAAGCACGGUGCAUACAUCUACAAGAACCUCGAGAGUGCAGAGCCUGGCAAGUUCUCGCCCGACGAGAUCAUGGAGGACAUUGAGAAGAAUGCUUGUCCAGGAGCCGGCGCAUGUGGUGGCAUGUACACUGCCAACACCAUGUCGACAUCUAUUGAAGCCAUGGGGCUCACCCUCCCCAACUCGUCCACCACCCCCGCCGAAUCUCCUGCAAAGAUGCGCGAAUGUGCCAAAGCCGCAGCUGCAAUCCGUGUCUGUAUGGAGAAGAAUAUCACACCGCGCAAACUUUUAACGAAGGCGUCCUUUGAGAAUGCUCUGGUCAUGAUGAUGGUGCUCGGCGGCUCCACCAACGCGGUCCUGCACCUGCUCGCCAUGGCAGGCACCGCGGGCGUUCCGCUGACCAUCGACGACUUCCAGCGCGUCAGCAACAAGAUCCCGUUCCUCGCAGACCUCGCACCCUCGGGUCAAUUCAUGGCAGCCGAUCUAUUCGACAUCGGCGGCAUGCCAGCCGUCAUGAAGCUCCUCAUCGCCGCCAACCUCCUCGACGGUUCCAUCCCCACUGUAACAGGAAAGACGCUGGCCGAGAACGUCGAACCCUACCCCUCGCUCCCCCAAGACCAAGUCCUCAUCCGCCCGCUCAGCAAUCCCAUCAAACCAACCGGCCACAUUGAGAUCCUGCGCGGCAACCUCGCGCCCGCCGGCGCCGUGGCCAAGAUCACCGGCAAAGAAGGCCUGCGCUUUACAGGCAAAGCCAUCGUCUUCAACAAAGAGCACGAGCUCGAUGCCGCCUUGAACGCAGGCGAGAUCCCGCACGGCGAGAACGUCGUCGUCGUCGUCCGCUAUGAAGGCCCCAAGGGCGGACCCGGUAUGCCCGAGCAGCUCAAGGCCAGCGCCGCCAUCAGGGGCGCAAAUCUCACCAACGUCGCGCUCAUCACCGACGGUCGCUACUCUGGCGCUAGUCAUGGCUUUAUCGUCGGCCACGUGUGUCCCGAGGCUGCCGUCGGUGGGCCGAUUGCUGUGGUCAGGACCGGCGACGUUAUUACGAUUGAUGCCGAGAAACAUCGGAUUGAUAUGCAUGUUAGCGAUGAAGAGAUUGUGCAGAGGUUGAGCGAGUGGAGGCCUCCCAGUAUGCCCGUCACGAGAGGUGUGUUGGCCAAGUAUGCGCGGUUGGUGGGCGACGCAUCGCAUGGUGCUAUGACGGAUCUUUUCUAG